Carcharodon carcharias (great white shark) is the source of this 2716-nucleotide messenger RNA. Its product is annotated as tRNA N(3)-methylcytidine methyltransferase METTL2-like. NCBI's taxonomy places the organism in Eukaryota, Metazoa, Chordata, Chondrichthyes, Lamniformes, Lamnidae. Gene Ontology annotation, molecular function: tRNA (cytidine-N3)-methyltransferase activity. The coding region runs from base 32 to 1252 and encodes 406 amino acids. The transcript is spliced from 9 exons. The record is from RefSeq and is a predicted model, not a curated record.
GGAGGACCUCCAGCUUCUCCACGGUCCCGGCAUGCUUCAUCGUUCCAUUAUGGCUGCGCUCAUAGAGAGCGAGUCAAGUCGGCAGAGACCGCAGUUCGGGAAUCGGUACCUGACCGAUCCUGGCCGGGUUUUUCAGCAUAAUGCCUGGGAUAAUGUGGAAUGGUCUCAAGAACAAGAGGCUGCAGCCAGAAAAAAAGUUGAAGAAAAUUGUACCCAGCUUGUAUCUUCAGAGAAACAAGUGGAAUACGAGCUCAAGGCCAACAGCUAUUGGAAUGACUUCUACAAAAUCCACGAGAAUAGAUUUUUCAAAGAUCGUCACUGGCUUUUCACAGAGUUUCCUGAAUUGGUUCCCAAUUGUAAGUCCUUUCUAUUGGAUAAAUCCAAGCCUACUGCAGCAACAUCUGACCAAACCAACGCUGACCCCCACACCUGCCUUGACCAGACUUUUGAAAAUGGCUCCCACCUGCCCCAGAUGUGUGCAGAAGAGGCAGCUGUUUGUAUGCAAGAGCAGAAUAAUUUGAAAGUUGAUACUGACAGUGUGCAGGAUGGUCGGAGAACAGAUAGACUUGCGGACUUGUCUUCGGUGGGUACUUCCCAGAUGCGCACAAAGCCAAGUGAGACAGAACUAUUGGAUACAGACUACUCAGGAGCGUCGGCACCAUUCCGUAUACUUGAGGUCGGUUGUGGAGUCGGAAAUACCGUGUUCCCUAUUCUACAGACUAACAAUGACCCAGGGCUGUUUGUGUACUGCUGCGAUUUUUCCUCUGCUGCAGUGGAACUCAUUAAGCUGAACUCUGGUUAUGAUCAGUCUCGCUGCCUUGCUUUUGUCCACGAUUUGUGUGAUACACAGGCCAACUAUCCAAUGCCAAACGAAAGCCUGGACAUCAUCAUCCUCAUAUUUGUCCUCUCAGCGAUACAUCCAGAUAAAAUGCAGGCUGUAGUUAAGAGGUUGAGUCAACUUCUGAAACCAGGAGGGAUGAUUCUCUUCAGGGACUAUGGGCGUUAUGACAUGGCACAACUUCGAUUUAAGAAAGGUCGCUGUCUAUCUAAAAAUUUCUACGUUCGAGGAGAUGGGACUAGAGUUUAUUUCUUCACACCAGGUGAACUGGAUGAGCUCUUCACAUCUGCCAGCCUGGACAAAGUCCAGAACCUAGUGGAUCGGCGUCUGCAGGUUAACCGUGGGAAGCAGCUGACUAUGUAUCGGGUCUGGAUCCAGUGCAAGUAUCGCAAACCUCUCCAGCAAGGAGAAUGAAGAUUCCCAACCCCAUGUAUCAGUUGCCUUUGAGCUGCAUUGAAUUGAUUUGACUGUCUGAGAUCCUGAUUCAAUCUGCUGUCACUUGUUUAGCCCUGAUGACUUGACUUAAACCCUCUUGCUCCAAAAUCAGAACCGUUAUAAAAUUCUGGAUGACUGCACAUUGACUCCUGUCUGUUUAUAUACAGCACUCUGUAUGUUACAGUCACCAUAUUCAUACUUGCUGCUUGUUCUUGGAGGUGAAAUCACUGGUCAGUGUGAUAAUCUGUUGAACCUUUCUGUAGACUGUACAAACCUGAAUGCCCAUUCCCUUCAGCUCCCCUGUCAGUCAUCACAACUCGCUGUUCACACCAUUUUCUUCCAUUCUCCAAAAUUUCUGUAGUCUGUGUUAACAUAGCAGGAAUAGGUCAUUCAGCCCUUUGAGCCUGAUCCACUAUUCAGUCAGAUCAUGGCUGAUCUGUACCUCAACUCGAGUUACUCACCUUCACUCAUAUUCUUUGAUACCCUUACCUAACAGAAGUCGCUCGGUCUGAGUCUGGAAAGCUCCAAUUAUCUCAGCAUCCAUUUUGGGGGUGGGGAGAGUUUUCCAGAUUUCUGCUACCUUUUGUCUGAAAAAAAAAUUCUUGAUUUCGCUCCGAAAUAGCUGAGCUCUAAUUUUAACACGAUGUCCACUUGUUCUUGAUCUCGCCCACCAGAAAAUAUAGUUUCAAAUCCUUUGAACCUUUUAUAUAACUUGAUCAGAUUGUUCCGCAGUCAUUUUCUGGCACUGUAUGAACCAUUCUGUGCAUGCUGGUUUGGUUUCCUUUCCUCAUUGGACCCCUGGGUGUCCAUGUAAACUAUGGUGAUCUCAAAAUUAGAUGAAGAUAUUCACAACAUGAGUUUGCUAUUACUUUAUUUACUUUGAAAAGGAUUUGAGCUGGCUGAUCUCUGUAGAGAUCCCCAUCUCAGCAGCAAGGCUUCCGGGUGCAUCAAGGGCCAUCUCCUGUAAUGAGGGCCCAUUAGAGAGAGGGCAACCUCCUUGCAUGCUUCCUGCACAUCGAUUUCGGGGAAGGCCCAGGAACAGAUCAAUUGUUCACCAUUCACAGACGCAGCAAAAAGCAUCUUAAACAAAGGAGUCUCACUCUCUGCCAUGGAUGCCUCAAAUUGCUAGGGUGGCGGAGGAAGGGUUAAUUCUUAUUGGAAAAGUUCGAUACACAAUGCAGCAAAUUUAGACUCUGACCAUCGGUAGGCACCACACAAAGGUUGAGUGCAUGCCAAGAGAGUCUCUCAAUGCUGCUGUGUUUCAAGUAGCCAUGUCUGGGUCUGUACAUAUUAUCGUAGUCUAACGAAGCACAUCAAGCUGUUCAUACUGUUUGACCCACUGUAGAUAUGGGAACAAAAAUUUCGAUUUUUAACAGUAUUGUCAUUGUUUUUACUGGAUGGUCUUAUGGCAAGAACAGUAUAUUUAAUAAAUUGUAUUUUUUU